Molecule: messenger RNA, 3538 nt
Organism: Oncorhynchus gorbuscha (pink salmon)
Lineage: Eukaryota; Metazoa; Chordata; Actinopteri; Salmoniformes; Salmonidae
Product: gastrula zinc finger protein 5-1-like
Exons: 6
Coding region: 209-1930 (573 amino acids)
Cellular component (GO): nucleus
Source: RefSeq, a predicted model, not a curated record
CAUAAAACUUUAAAGAAGAAGAACGGAAGUGACCAGUGACCAGAAACAAGCGUUUAUGUUGAUGUUAUUUAGACGUUUAUUAACACCCUGGAACGAAAACGGUGACACUUUUAACUGCACAGAAUCGCAUAAUUACCCCAGGCAGUUUUUAAUUCGCGUUGAUCAGGGGUCUUUGUAUAGAUGCUAGCUGGCUGCUGGUUAGCUAAAAAUGGCUAACGUUAACUGUAUGGUUUUUCACACUCAAAUAGCCUCCAUCAUGGAGGUGCUAGCGAAUGCAGCCGUGGCAGAGAUCUGUAAAGUCGUAGACGACGACUAUGCAGUGUUUCGUUUGGAAAUAACUCAAAGCAAGAAAGAAAGCAGAGGAUUGCGGAGGAAACUACAACUACUGGAACUGAAGAUGGCACGGGAGCGCGCAGAGAGAAUAAUGCGAGAGCGCGUCCUCGCCAGUCGUCCCAGUAGUGUCAAGAUCCUCGACCGAUACAAAGGAAUGACAAGAGGUGAAGGACAUCUACCUGGAGGCCACAAGAGCUUUGUGAAGCCAGUGGGACACAAUACAUGGAGAGAUGACCAACCAAUCACUGUUGAUGAGGGGAGUGGAACCUCAACCCAGCACGCUAUCGUAGAGUCUGCAGAUACAGAGGCUGUAGCUCCUGGGGUCAAACUGGAGAGGUCUAAAGGAGAGGAGUACCCACGGCACAGUGAUGACAUUGAGACUGGACUGGCUGGAGUGCCCCCUGUAGCCACGAAGGACACCACAACCGCCUCAGGGUGGCCCAGAACCCAACACAGCAUCACGGAGGAGGAGGGUCCAGAGGUGCUGCUGGUGAAGGAGGAGGGGUGUGAGGAGAGUCUGGGGAACUCUGAGGGGACCAUGGUCAUGGAGGACAACCAGACUAUACCUCCUCCUGAACCCACAGAAGAACCAGCUGAGCAGCACAAGACCACACACAGUCUCACUGAGUCAGUAGACAUGGAGGAUGGGAAUCUUGAUCUGCUGCUGGUCAAAGAGGAGACAAUUGAAGAAGAACCAGAGAGCAUUGAUCUGCUGAGUGGACUAAAGAUGGGGGAGAAAGGUGGUUGGUUGGAGGCUAACAGAGGAGACUGGGCAGCCAGCUUGGAUUCCCAGACCCCAACAGGUGCAACCAAGGGCCCAAGGGACAUCACCACUGAGCAGGUCAGGACCAGAGGCGACAUAGUGGAAGUCAGUGGAUGGGACAGCGUCCUCAACUCUGGGCUGGGGAACAACACAGUUAACCACAACCAGAAACAGACAACCGAACACAAAACAACAACCGAACUUAGUGUCCAUGACAACAGACUAGCUGAGACCAGGGCGAGGUGUAGAUUUGGUCUACGGGCACGAGGAGGUGUCUGUCUAAGAACAGACUCGACUAGCGAUGCUCCGUCCUGCUCCUAUAGUUGUGAUUCAGAGAGACUGAUGGCGCCUCAGGUUAACCCCCUAACAGGUGCUGCCUUCAGCCUACCUUCUAUAGGAUCUAUCAACUGGAACAUGGACCCUGUGACAACACAGACAGUCCCUGGCCUUAAUCCUCCUCACACUCUCCUAAUGUUAAACCAGACCUCAGACAAUGCCAGUGCCUCAACACUAAAUGGCUACACAGGCCCAUUGACAAAUGACAGUAGUAGUAACGCUAUCAGUAGAUCUGGUGGCAAAGAGAAGCGAUUCCAGUGUUCGUUCUGUGGGAAAGCCUUCAGUUUCCCCAAACAGGUGGAGAUCCACCAGAGGAUGCACACAGGGGAGAAGCCAUUCGGCUGCCACCUGUGCCAAGCCAGUUUCUCAGACUCUUCCAACCUGAAGAGGCACCAGAGGGUCCACACAGGGGAGAAACCAUUCGGCUGCCACCUGUGCCGGGCUAGUUUCUCCCACUCCUCCAGCCUGAAGAGGCACCAGAGAGUCCACACAGGGUAGAAAUCCUUCAGCUGCCCCAGUGUGAGAAGAGGUUCUCCCACCAGCUGAACAUGCACCUGGAGGUCAACAAGGGGAACAGGUUCUCAGCGAGGAGGUACCUCAGAAUACGCAUAGUGAUAUGUUGUACAUUUAUAUUGGCAUUUUAGUAAUUUAGCACUCUAGUUAGUUUGAAGGUAAAGUGUUUUAUACACAGAUCUUUACAGGAAAUCUACUGAUCGUAACCGUUUGUUGAGGGCUGACAGUUGUCACCCACUUCCCUUGAAAAAUAGUUCAGAUUUCGACAGAAAUAUGGCUGAGACGCAAAGAAAAUUCAAGGAGAGGAGGUACAAAAAUGAUCAGAUUAAUAUUGCCAUUGGGAAAAUCCAAAACAAAACAUGACCUUUUUCAAGGUCAGUCUCUCAAAAAGACGCAUUCUUGCGUUCUAACUACCCGCUAUUCAAAGUGCUCUGAACAAAUUAAGGGAAUCGUUCACACAUUGGCACAUUCUAAAAUCCGAUCAUAAUCUCGGUAAUGUGUUUUCGAACCUCCCCUUGGUCGUAUUCUCGCUGGGCAGAAAUCUCAGAGACCAAUUGGUACACUGAUUUACCACCCCAAGAUAUUCCCGAACAAUGUCUUUUUGCGCCCGUACUGGAUGGAAAUUACAAGUGUAAUGGCUGUGCUCAAUGCAAUGGCACUUAUAAAUGUUGAUCCUUCAAACACCCAAAAACAGGGAAAUAGAUCCCAAUCAAAGUUGUUAUUAUGUGCUCCACUAAGGCAGUUAUUUAUCUGAUAACUUGUCCUUGUGGUAAAAAUCAUGUGGGUAAAACAAAGCACAAAUUAAAAGUACGUAUCUCAGAGCAUCGUAGCACCAUUAGGUGCAAAAACUCGACUUACCCAGUUGCGGCCCACUUUUUGGAAGCAAACCACUCGAUUUCGUCUCUGCGUUAUAUUGGCAUCAACAUGUCACCCUCCUUAGGAGAGGGGGUGAUCUUGAUAAUUUAUUGUUAAAAUGAGAGGGUGCCUAGAUCUUUAAUUUAAAGAGCCUUGCUCCCUUCGGUCUCAACGCAGACUUUGAUCUGAAGCCAUUCUUGUGAUUAUUGUAACUUUUGCCAUUGUAAUCGUUUGUAAGCUUGUGUAGUCUAAAAUGAAUCUAUGAUCGUAUGCUAUCCAUUUGUUUUUUGUAUGCUGAUCUUUGUCUGCCAUUUUAAUAUGUGAGAAUUAACCAAUGAUAUUAGGCCACACUUGGCCAUGAUUACAGACACCGGUGUGUCUUUUGACACUCUAUAAACGAGUCACCCCGCAUUGUUUGUGAUUACACCCUGAUGAAGACAGCUUGGCUGUCGAAACGUUGGAUAUUAAAUGUUUUGCAUCUGAGCUCUUAGAGUGUGCAGCUCUCCUUUAUUUUCAAGUUUUCUACUCCCUUAGCCAGCACCUCGCCUAUAUAGGUGUGCGUUUCUUUUUCUUCUUGAAGGUAAAAGUGUUAGCAAAGUUAUUCAACAGUCGUUGCCAAAAGUUUUGAGAAUGAGACAAAUAUUAAUUUUUUACAAAGUCUGCUGCCUCAGUUUGUAUGAUGGCAAUUUGCAUAUGCUCCAGAAUGUUAUGAAGUGAUCGGAUGAAUUGCAAUUAAUU